Messenger RNA from Toxotes jaculatrix (banded archerfish), 2059 nucleotides. It is a transcript of the gene mis18a, whose product is annotated as MIS18 kinetochore protein A. The coding region runs from base 27 to 713 and encodes 228 amino acids. NCBI's taxonomy places the organism in Eukaryota, Metazoa, Chordata, Actinopteri, Toxotidae. Gene Ontology annotation, cellular component: chromosome, centromeric region; chromatin; nucleus. The transcript has 5 exons. The record is from RefSeq and is a predicted model, not a curated record. Gene Ontology annotation, biological process: chromosome segregation; CENP-A containing chromatin assembly.
CUGUUUGGGAGAAUCAAGUAAAAAAAAUGGCGACGAGGGGAAAAUCUGCAAAACCAAAACAGCGACAGAAAAGUAAAAAUAAUACGUUUGAAACGUCCAGCAUGGACUCCAUGUCCGUCGACGAAAAGCCGGCAAAAUACCGACAGAAAAGUGUAGAUACCACGUUUGAGGCGUCCAGCAUCGACUCCUCCGCCGUCGAGGAAAAGCUGUUUGGCCAGGGAGAGGAGGACGAGGACGACAGUCCUGUGGUUUUCAUCUGCGGGAAGUGCAAGUUACCUGUUGGGGACUCACUGUUCUGGGACGGAAGUGAAGACAGCCAAAACCAAAUCAGACUGAAGCGGGUCACUGAAAACGUCUUGGUUGGAAAGGAAACUCGACUUUAUGAAGCAAGCAAAAAAUCUCUCUGUCUGAUCAUGGAUCUCUUCUGUCGGGGCUGCCACUCUGUGCUUGGCAUGGUUUAUGCAUCCACGCCUAAGAACAUGGACCACAAGAGAUUUGCAUUCUGUUUUAACGUAGCAGACAUCGACAGCUAUGUGCUUGGAUCUGCAAGCCAGAUGUUGGCAGCAGAGGGCCCCAAAGAGCAGCCGGUCACACUGGAGUACAGAGGCAUUGUUGAACAACAGCUGACAGAGAUGAAAAUGCUGGUCAUGUCCAUGGCACAGAGGCUGGAGGAGAUCGAAGCUGGCCUUCAGGAGGGCUGUGAUGAGGUGUGACAGUGAUGGACGUCAGCGUGUCUGGGUGGGUCCUUUGUCCAGGUGUGCAACACGAGGCUUUAACCCUCACUCCUUGCCCCUACCUUUACAGUAAUGCUUCCCUCUCUAAGUUUCAGUUCAACAGCAUUCCCUCAGUAACACCUUUUAUCCCAUCCUUACCUUGUGCACAAACACCUACACACACUAACACAGCUUCCAUCCCGCUUUGUUCUGAUUACGGGUGGUGAAACAAAGGCUGCCUGUGCUUGUAAUCAAUCAUGUUGUCAGCUCAGCUCCUGUGGCUCAUGGCACCAUCUUCUCUGUAUGUGUCAGUGCAGAGUGAGUGCACGCUAAGAGCAGAAUGUUUAUUUGUGCAGGAUUUCAUCAGGCAGCCUGCACACUCAGCACAAUGCUGUAUCGAUCGGGCCACUCGAGGCCACACACACUUUUUCUUUGUUCUCUUCCUCCAGCAUGGAGCCUUGAAAGCAGACAGGAUUGCUGGAUAUUUGCUUUCAUUUGCCAGAGCUGAACAACACUGAAAGUGUAUUGAAACAUGGCUUUAACCAUUAAAAAUGACACACCCUGUUUGAUAUUGACUGCAUCACAGCACAUACUGGAUAAUUCUUCAGCUAGGAAUUAUAACAACUUCUUUGUUUUUUUAUUUUUUCAAAUAUUGCCAGAAUUUAAAAUGUAGAGAAGUUUGCAUCCCUUUCAUUAGUUGUUGUUGUUGUCGGUUCAUUUUGUUUGUUCACAGCUGUGAACGCUUGUUUUGUCUUAUGUAUUUUUGUGUAAUAAAGUAUUUAACUGUUUCCAAAAAUUAGAAGAUUACUGUAAUAUUGUCAGUUUAACAUAAAGGAUUAAAUCAGAAAAGCCAGCUGUGAUUUAAACUGUCAGGAUAGUCUCUUUAAAUGUUUCUGUUUCUCUGACUGAGCAGUAACAGUGUUUGGGAUCAGUACUUCAUCCUGAUCUGUCUCUAAUUAGAAGCAUCUCUUGGAUUUAAGAGGCAAACAGCAAGUUUAAGGUCUUUGGGGUUGAGAAGGGGGUUGAUUAUAUAUUAAAUACAUGUGUUUGUUUACCAGCUGACCCCUAAUGUGCCUAGCAACACUUUCUACCAAGAUUGGAAAUAAGCUACAUGCGGUACCGCUUGCCCUCCCUCACCCACGAGGUUUCAUCAGCCUCACAGAACAACAACCGUUCGAAACGUCCAACCAGCACGCUGUAUCCAAGGGCAGGUUGCGAUGGCAACUGAGAGCACGUGCUAUGCUGAGUGCCUGUUGCCAUCUCGUCAUUGUGUUCACUGCCGGAGGAACAGCCAGCCAGCUCGCUGGCCGGCACGCCUGUCAACAGACGUUAUCCCCCGCUCAUGC